Messenger RNA from Ramularia collo-cygni, 843 nucleotides. RefSeq lists its product as uncharacterized. The transcript is spliced from 2 exons. Lineage: Eukaryota; Fungi; Ascomycota; Dothideomycetes; Mycosphaerellales; Mycosphaerellaceae. The coding region runs from base 1 to 843 and encodes 280 amino acids. The record is from RefSeq and is a predicted model, not a curated record.
AUGGCCGCCAAAGCAAGCCUGCAGGGUCUACCUUACGAGAUGAAGUUAGCCAUAGGCAAUCAAUUCGAGCCUACUAGCAUCCAAGUAUAUCUCGAUCCAAAGCGUCAGACAGCUUUCGAGAUCAACAGCCCCGAGUGGAAAGGACUGUAUUCGUUGAGUGUCACCUCAUACGCCCACCAUGGCAUCAUAGCAGACGUUAUAGCAGCAGCGAGAGCUCGAUGCGAUCUAUUAAAAGUCAAACUCUUCAGAAGUGAGGACAUCACAGGGCGUAUAAUGACCAGCAUGGAGCUGGGAGACUUCAAGAAAUUGGAAGUCACUGUUCCGCUGUACUUCACACUGGACGAACAGUAUGUUGAAGGAGAAGAUCCCGAUGAAGUUCUCAUAUCCUACACCAUGAAUUUCACGAAAGCGGAAGAUAACAAUUGGGUCUGCUCGGAAUCCGACUGUACCGAAAGACUACUCCUGAGUACGAUUUUUACCGAUCCAGCGUACCACCCAGACGAAUCUCUCGCAUUCUUCAGACACCAUCCAUUGAAGAGCACUUUACGCCGAGCGGCACUCCGUGGACUGAAUUCGCCGCCAGACCCUUUCACUCGACAUGUCCUGUUUGCGAUGGAAAGGAAUAUCAGAGCCACUUUCGAUCGAUACCUAACGUCUCGAAACCUCGAGCCACCCCAAGGAAAUCACAGUCGUACCAGCGAAGAUUUCACAUGUGCUUCCCCAUGGAACGCAGACCUGGAACUUGUUAUAGAAUAUCCACAAGCGGAAUUCUAUAGACGUACGUGGUGCUGGCUGGGUUCGGUCAGGCGAUCGAUUGAUGAGAGACUCGGUAUCAGAGGUUGA